AUGGCAGCUGUCAAGGGUGUCCUUACACCUGGUCUACUUUCACCUGGUCUACUCGAGGCCUACAUGACCAGAUACGAGUUGAGUAAAGACCAAGUGCUGGAGCAAAAGGAAGCUUUCGACCUGCUGGACAUCGAUGGCAAUGGCAAGGUCACCUACCAGGAGGUAAAGGAGAUGAAUGCCAAGCUUGGACAGCCGAUGUCUGAACAGGAGCUUUCUGAGCAGUUCACAACGCUUGACGUCGAUGGCAGCCACGCCGUCACCUUCCCAGAGUUUCUCAAGGUCUAUGUGAAAGGGGAGUUCGGAAGGGAUGUUCCACUGCCUAGAGACGAGGAGACUCUUCAGGUAAACGACCUGGCGCCAGGCCGAACUGGUUCCCUCAGCCAUACGCUGGAUCCCAUUGAUGAGUCCAAGAUGGUAAUGAAGCUGUCUCAGAAAAACAGCGCCGCCUACUAUGUGCGCGUGGCGAAGCUGAUGCUGGCUGGAUCGCAGGAGCAACCCGCAUCAGACGUGCUCGAACUGAACGCUCUUGGGUAUGCAAUUCCGCAAGCGACAGCUGUGGCGGUCGCCCUUGAGCAGCAGCGGCUUGGCAAGGUCCUUUCCAUUCGAACAGGACUGCAAGAGGUGUGGACCCCGGCAUCUCUGCACUCCGCACGUGCAAGCCGCGAGCCUCCAAGUCGACAAGCUACAAGAUGCUAUUUACAAACUUGCCACUUGAGCUUAGCACAACCGGGAAAUCGGAAUGUGAAGACUGCGGUUGCAUGGUUUUGGUUGUUCAUGAAGCUGGCUACUGCUCUCUUCAUCACUUGA
Molecule: messenger RNA, 807 nt
Organism: Symbiodinium necroappetens
Lineage: Eukaryota; Dinophyceae; Suessiales; Symbiodiniaceae
Source: the annotation of a GenBank genome assembly